Messenger RNA from Paramecium sonneborni, 1424 nucleotides. Lineage: Eukaryota; Ciliophora; Oligohymenophorea; Peniculida; Parameciidae. The record is from the annotation of a GenBank genome assembly.
AUGAGUUAAUAAGAACCAUUUGAACAUCAUUAUAGUAAUUAAUACUUAGAAGUAUUUGGAUGUUCUCAUACAAAUCGUCAUUUAUAUUCUGAAAAAAUGAUUUGUAUAGAUUGUGGCAUUUUCUUAAAUAAUGUAAAUUUUAUAAAUAAACCAUAGCCAAACACAAAAGUCUAUAAGACAUUGAAAAUGAAAUACAAUGCAUUUUUCAAUCCAAUUAAAAUAUUAAAAGGGAUGAUGAUUGAAGGUUUGCCUAAUGGCCCAAUUAAAUAAAGAUAAGAGUUCAUAGAAUUCAUUUUAUAAGUUUCAGAAAAACUUAAUCUAUCAAUUAACACAUGUUUUUUGGCUAUGAAUUAUAUUGAUGAAUAUUUCAAUAAGGUUGCUGUAAAUGAAAAUUAAACAUAUUUAUUUGUUUCAACAGCAGUUAUGUUAGCUGCUAAAGCAUAAGAACUUGAUGAAAGAGUUCCUUUCAUUAGUAAACUUAAGAGAUAUGCCUCUAUGACUAAUCAUCCUGAAAUUAGUCAUUUUAGUACUUAGGAUUUUAAAUCUGCAGAGAGAUCUCUUAUACAAUAGAUGGAAUGGAAAUUAUAAAGAAAUACAUUAUUAGAUAGAAUAGAAGCUUUAUUAUCAUUUGGAGUGAUUGAUGAUGAUGAUAGUUUAGGAUAGUAAUAAUAAAAAGAAAAUAAAGAUUCAAUUCAUUAAUAGCAUAUUAAACUUAGAGAUUUAUAAGAAAAUUAGAUCUUAUAUUAUGUUAAAGAAGUAGAAAGUAAAUAUGUUGAAUUAGCACUAUAAAUUAUUAGAGGUAUGAUAUUAAAUUCUAAAUAUUAGAUGAUCAAUUGUAUUUCUAAACUGAUUAGACUAUAUUAGCCUUAUCUUGUGUUGCUUAUUUAAGAAAGAAGGCAGGCUUAUUAAAUAUUUGGUCGUAAUAAUUGUAAAGUUUGACUGGAGUUGGUGCAUAGCAAAUAUCAUCAUCAGUUUCUUAAAUUAUGACUCUUACUGCCAAAAGUAAGAGUUUCAAAACUAUAACUAAAUUAUAGGCUAAUCCUUAAGAACUUUAUUAUUAAUAAAUCAUUGUUCCUUCUAAUACUCUCACAACUGUUAACUCUAAUCACCUUAUAAAUAGAUAAUUUUAGUUUGAAUAAAAAAGGCAAUCGUUUGGAGAUUUGGCAAUGCAAAAACCCAAGGUUCCGCUUUUAUAAUCUUAAUCAACUGCUCACUUAGGAGAUUUUAGCAAAUAACAUUUAUAGCAUAAGAAUAUCAUUUUUACUACUUGCAAUAAUUAUACUUAUUUAAAUGAUAACAUCACUGUAGGUUCUAAUAAUUAUAUUUCUUCUCAUACCGUUCAUCAUAAUCAUAAUGGAGAACUUGAUAAGAAGUAUGAAUAAGUUCAUAAAGUUGGAAGUAAUCUUAUUAGAUAGUUGUAGUGA